Ceraceosorus guamensis is the source of this 1197-nucleotide messenger RNA. RefSeq lists its product as hypothetical. The coding region runs from base 1 to 1197 and encodes 398 amino acids. The record is from RefSeq and is a predicted model, not a curated record. The transcript is spliced from 8 exons. Lineage: Eukaryota; Fungi; Basidiomycota; Exobasidiomycetes; Ceraceosorales; Ceraceosoraceae.
AUGCCAGAGAAGCAGCCUGAAAGUCAGGCAGCAGCGCCUGCUCCCGUGGCCGUCUAUGACGCCGUACCGCAUACAGAGACGUCCGAGCCCAUCAAAUACAGAGCUGGUCCAAUCUGGUCUUUGAUCAAUGACUUUGCUCUGUUCAUCUCCCAGCUGUAUUACCUUCCGCUCGUCCUCCUUCCCAUCGGCCUCAAGCAUGGUGGCUUGCUGCAGGACAUGACCAUCGUUGGUCUGCUCUACCAGAUCAUCGUCUCCAUCGUUGGAGUGUUCGGCACGGCUGUGCUGGUGUUUGCCAGCUUCACCGGAUUUCCAGCGCCCAUCUGGACCUCUUUGGCUCUCGGUACAUCCUUGCGCCUUCUGACCGCUCUACAAGGUCCACUCAAUAAUUUUACCGUCAAGUCCCCGACGGGACACAACUUUCCAAAUGAAGCUUGGUUACUUGUCACGGGUAUAGCGACGACUCCUGAUGGACAGCGCAAAGCUUGUCAGAGGAUCAGCGACCUCUUCGGCCGUGACGUGGUUGCCAUUGUCAACCGCAGCUAUGGGUUGGUCGGAGACUUGCUCGAGUGCCUGAACCAACGUGACCUGCACUGGCCCAGUCGUGAUGAAAGAUUAGGCUAUAACGUACUCGUCAAAGCUCUCUUGGACCCCAAGAACAAGCGUGUGGUGCUAGUGGGGCACAGUCAAGGUGGUAUCAUGGUUAGCGCUUGGAUUGAUCAGCUCUUGGCAGAUUACAACCGUUCGAUCCUCUCAAAGAUUGAGAUCUACACUUUUGCGUCUGCAGCCAACCAUCUCUCCGCUCCUGUCGAUGCCAACGGUUCGAUGCCAUUUGCCAAUAUUGAGCAUUUUGCCAACGAGUUCGACUACGUCUCUCGCAUCGGCGUGCUGGCUUUCACUUCUGACCAACAGAAGCAGCUGCCAGUCGACGGCAAGGCCUCUUACUUGCGCCGCGGACCUCACCCAAAGCUUCACCCUGCCACCCUCGGUCGCCAGGCGGACAAGGGGCUGGGUGCGGGCCUAGCCUUCGAGAAACCUGUUACAAUCGAGAGCCGCUUCGCUGGCCGUCUGUUUGUGCGCCCUCGCACGGGUCAUUUGAUCGUUAGCCACUACCUCGGCAAAGACUCCAUCCUCGACUCUCCCAACGUCAAGCGAUUCAGUCGCUUGACCCAGUACCGCGACGGUGGCUCGCCAGCCUAG